Messenger RNA from Amphimedon queenslandica, 1354 nucleotides. RefSeq lists its product as uncharacterized. The record is from RefSeq and is a predicted model, not a curated record. The coding region runs from base 35 to 1354 and encodes 439 amino acids. Gene Ontology annotation, molecular function: protein binding. NCBI's taxonomy places the organism in Eukaryota, Metazoa, Porifera, Demospongiae, Haplosclerida, Niphatidae. The transcript is spliced from 2 exons.
ACAGUCUCAGGACACAUCUAAAGAAUACAUUACAAUGAAAGAGAUGUUAGCUGAUCUUGUUGACCUGUUAGCAGGAAAUGCUCCAGUUAUUUCUCAGAUAAAUAAUCAUCUCUUUUCAUCUAAUCUCAUUCCUAAAGCAGUACAUGUUACUGUGGAAAGUACUGCAGGACUCAGUCCUUAUGAUAGAGCUAAUAAAAUAUUCUCUUCAGUACUAGCAACACUUGAGUGUCAUCCUAAUCCUAACAGUGUGUUCUCUUCUCUCAUUACAUCACUACAGAAAGUAGAACUAAAGAGCAUGGCAUCUAAACUAAUGGUAAAAUUAAAAAUGAAAGGUGGUCAUGUUGAUGCUAAUCUAGAGCAGGAACCAUCAGUCAAUAAGGGACCACUUCAACCAGUGGAUGUCACUGCACAAUCUCACACACCACAACCAACAAUCACUGGAUCACUAUCAUCUACUCCUACUACUGUCAUUGAGCUCAGUUCAAAGAGUGAAGUUGCUACUAAUAUUGGAGAUCUUAUUUCUCUUUUUGCAUCUCUUGAUUCUAAUAUAAGAGGUGAGUUUGAGGAACUGGUGGAAAAGGGUAAAGUGAAGCUUAAAGCUGUAGCUAGGAGUGCAGCAGCUUAUUUAAGUAUUCAAGUAUCCGAGUUGAAAUAUGUUGAUGUUGAUGAAUUAUUUGAUUCUCUUCAGCCUCAUUAUGAUUUCUUCAGCUUUGGUGUACUUAAACACUUGACAAACUCUUACCUUUCAAAUUCACAAACUGAACUAACUCAAUACAUUGAUAGUGUUGAUAAAUUCUCAGAAUCAUCACAAUUGAAACACAUAAGAUCAACAAUCAAAAAGAAAUUAUCAUCAUUACCAGCAGGAGCCUCUCUGACCUCUAGUGAUCAAACAAAACCAGUCGUUAUUCAGCUAAGCGACAGAUGGGACGAAAUGACUCUAACUAAAUUUAAAAGAGUCCUUCAGUAUUACUUUUCGCAUAAAGUAGCAGAUAUAUUUACUAUAGUGGACAUUGAGACUGGUUCAGUUGUUAUUACACUGUCGAUACCAACUUCACUAUUGCAGUCUCUUAUUGAUGAUAUCAAUAUAAACAUGACCUCAAUGAGUAGAUUAGGAAUAUUAGAAGUUGCUGUUGACAAUAAACUGAUUUCUAUCAGAAGAGAAGAUGAUAACAAUUUUGAUGUUUCACUCCAUGAAUCAGUUAAAGCUGGUGAUAGUUUUGAAGUAUCAAUGCUACUGCAGUUAGGAGCUGAUCCUAACAGUAAAGAUGAGAGAGGAAAGAGUGCAGUAGAGAUAGCUAAUGAAGGAGGACACACUCAAAUAAAAGAAAUACUAUUAUCCAGUGGAGGUGAGUAA